Anolis sagrei ordinatus is the source of this 1090-nucleotide messenger RNA. RefSeq names its product solute carrier family 35 member G3-like. Gene Ontology annotation, cellular component: membrane. The record is from RefSeq and is a predicted model, not a curated record. Lineage: Eukaryota; Metazoa; Chordata; Lepidosauria; Squamata; Anolidae.
CUCCAAGCUUUGUCUCCGCUCCAAGAUGGAGUGUGACAACACACCUCCUGCCCGAGCGGUCUGGACCGUGGCGGACCUGCUACGCUUCUCCCCGCCCUGCUCCCCGCCACCGCCUCCCCGCCGCCCGGCCUGGAGCCGCUACCGCCUGUCGGAGAGCAUGAAGGGGCUCCUGGUGGCUCUGGUCGGAGGCGGAGUGCCGGCCGGCUUCGUGGCCCCUUUCACCCGCAUGGCCAACGAAGCUUCGGGGAUCCCUUCCUUGGAGAUCCUCUUAUUCCGCUGCAUCCUGCACCUGCUCUUCUCCUUCUACCUGUGCUGCCGGAAUGCCUCGUGCUUUGCACCUCCGGAGGCCCGCCUGCGCAGUUUUCUCCAUGCCUUCAUCAACGUCAUCUCCAUCGGCUGCGCCUACAGCUCCUUCAUGGUGGUGCCCAGUGGGAACGCCGCCACGGUCCGCAAGGGCUCCUCCACCAUCUUCUCCGUCCUGCUGGCCAUUUGCAUCGGGAACACGAGCCUGACUGGGUACGACUGGUUCGGACUGGUGGGCAGCACCCUGGGCUUGAUCAUCAUGGUGGUGCCGGAUGUGCUGAACCUGGACAAGAGCACGCAACUCUACGACACCUUCGGUUACAUCUUGGCCUGCCUGGGUGGGAUAGCCUUGGCCUUGGGCCUGGUCAUCUUCCGAGCCCUGGACUUCCCCACCAAGCUGGUGACGGUGGCCUUCCUGUUUGGCGUGGUGGGCAGCCUGCUGUGCUCUCCAGUGAUGUUCCUCCUGCAGGAUCCAGUGAUGCCCGUGGACCUGCUGACCUGGAUUUACGUCGGGUCCAUCACCAUCCUGGCCUUGGUAUCCUUCUUGUGCGCCAGCUACGCGGUGACCAAAGCCCACCCAGCUCUGGUCUGUGCUGUGUUGCACUCCGAGGUGGUGGUCACCCUAGCCGUCCAGUACUAUGUCCUGCGCGAGGCUGUCACGCCCUUCGACAUCAUGGGGGCCGGGGUCAUCCUGGGCAGCAUUGCGAUCAUCACAGCCCAGAAUAUCAGCUGCGACACCACAGAGGAGGACGAUGGGUCCAUCUUGCACCUUAAGGGGAUUGAAUAG